CCCACCCCAAACUGGUAAAAGCAAAAUUCUCUUGCAACCAAUCUCAACCGAGUCUUUCCUUCUUUAUACCAUCUGUCUAUUUGUGGAAUUAUUAUCUCAGGCGGCCCCCUCUAUCUCUCUCAUCAUCAUCUGGAUCUGAAUGAAACAAUGGCCUGAUGAAUUAGUGCCCGUCUCUCUCAUGAGUCUUGUAGAUAUAUAUAUAUAUAUAUAUAUAUAUAUCUUUUCUUCUUUUCCUCCUUUGCUGCCUUUAGGGUUUUGUUCUCUUAUUCCCCUCUAAAAAUGGCAAAAUGCCGCCUUUUCUCCCCAAAUUCCAAUCUCUCUCUUAACCUGGACAUUUUUCAGAACCAUUUUUAGAAACCCUUAUCUAGAUCAUUCAUCUAUAUGCUGGUUUAUUCCUUGUAUUCUGAACGAAGUGGGUUUAACAGUGUUGUAAAAUUUUCCAGUAGCAAAAUGGCCAGAGAGAAAAUACAGAUCAAGAAAAUCGACAACGUCACAGCCCGGCAGGUGACUUUCUCCAAGAGGAGAAGAGGACUCUUCAAGAAAGCUGAAGAACUCUCAGUUCUUUGCGAUGCUGAUGUUGGUCUCAUCAUCUUUUCCUCCACUGGCAAGCUCUUUGAGUUUGCCAGCUCCAGUAUGAAGGAAAUACUUGAAAGGCAUAAUUUGCACUCCAAGAACCUUGACAAGUUGGAGCAGCCAUCCCUUGAGCUGCAGCUAGUUGAGGACAACGACCACUCCAGAUUGAUCAAAGAGGUAGCUGAGAGAAGCCAUCAGCUCAGGCGGAUGAGAGGAGAGGAGCUUCAAGGAUUGAGUAUUGAAGAGUUGCAGCAUCUGGAGAGGUCACUUGAAGCUGGACUCAGCCGUGUUAUAGAUAAAAAGGGAGAGAAAAUCAUGAAAGAGAUCAAUCAACUUCAAGAAAAGGGAAUGCAACUCAUGGAAGAGAACGAACGCUUAAGACAACAGGUGUUGGAUAUAUCAAAUAGCGGCAGAAAGAUGGGAACGGCUGAUGUAGAGAACAUAGUGUACGAGGAAGGGCAGUCAUCGGAGUCUGUCACUAAUGCUAAUUGUAGUUCCGCCGGCCCUCCACAAGAUUACGAUAGUUCUGAUACGUCCCUUAAGCUGGGGCUGCCCUACACUGGCUGACAUCAAAGAAGCACAUUAUCGAACAAGGACACUUGACCUCCAUUGUAGAGUGCAUUCCAUGUAGUCCCUUUUGAGGGGAGAUAUCGAAGCUAACUCCAAAAGUUUAAUACGACUGUACCACGUAGUCCUGUUGUCUGAGGGACAUGUUCUGUGUCUCUUCCUUGUAUCUUAAUUAAUUCAAAACAUUUACCAGAUAUCUUAUGUAUGUAAUGAAGGAGCAGUCACUCAUUUGUAUUAUCCCUUAUCUUGUCUGAUGGAACCAUGGCUUGUAGUAA
Sesamum indicum (sesame) is the source of this 1415-nucleotide messenger RNA. Its product is annotated as MADS-box protein SVP. Gene Ontology annotation, cellular component: nucleus. Gene Ontology annotation, biological process: positive regulation of transcription by RNA polymerase II. Gene Ontology annotation, molecular function: protein dimerization activity; RNA polymerase II transcription regulatory region sequence-specific DNA binding; DNA-binding transcription factor activity. Lineage: Eukaryota; Viridiplantae; Streptophyta; Magnoliopsida; Lamiales; Pedaliaceae. The record is from RefSeq and is a predicted model, not a curated record.